Ctenopharyngodon idella (grass carp) is the source of this 1276-nucleotide messenger RNA. It is a transcript of the gene clns1a, whose product is annotated as chloride channel, nucleotide-sensitive, 1A. The coding region runs from base 267 to 1019 and encodes 250 amino acids. Gene Ontology annotation, cellular component: pICln-Sm protein complex; spliceosomal complex; cytosol. The record is from RefSeq and is a predicted model, not a curated record. Lineage: Eukaryota; Metazoa; Chordata; Actinopteri; Cypriniformes; Xenocyprididae. The transcript has 7 exons. Gene Ontology annotation, biological process: spliceosomal snRNP assembly; chloride transport; mRNA cis splicing, via spliceosome.
UAUUAGAGACAGUAGUCGCCCAAUGAGUGAGUACUACAGAAGUGACGCAUGACAGCGAAUCUUUGAACUAUAAAAACCAUUUGAAAGUUUCUCGCCACUCAAACCGGUCGCAUUUUACUUUACAUUAAUGCAGUUACAAGAGAAAGCUUUGUAACGCUUGAAUGACAGUUACUGUUGAUUUUGCAGUGCUUUGUGACUGUGUAUUGUCUCACUAGAGCAUCAGUGUUAGUGUAUUCAGCAGCUCCACAGUGAUUUAAUUCAUCAGAAUGGUCGUGUUGAAGAGUUUACCUCCACCCAGCGAGGGCGUGCGGCUCCAGCAGGCCGAAACAACCGCGGUUCUGGACGGGAAAAGACUGGGAGCUGGAACUCUGUUUGUGGCUGAGGCUCACCUGUCCUGGUUUGAUGGUUCAGGGAUGGGUUUCUGUCUUGAAUACCCUUCCAUCAGUCUGCACGCAAUCUCACGAGAUCUUAGCGCCUUUCCAGAAGAGCACCUGUAUGUGAUGGUCAAUGCAAAACUGGACGAUGAAGGUGACGCAGAGCAGCAAGAAAAAGCUCUAGAUGAUGCAGGAGAGGAUGAUGAGGAGAGUGAGAGUGACAGCGACAGCGAAGACUCAGGGACCAUUACAGAGAUUCGCUUUGUGCCCAGUGAUAAAGCCGCAUUGGAGCCCAUGUUCUCCGCCAUGUGUGACUGUCAGGCCCUGCACCCAGACCCUGAGGACGCUGACACAGAUGAUGACGAUUAUGAGGGAGAGGAGUAUGACGUAGAGGAGGCGGAGCAAGAGCAGGGUCAGGGAGACAUUCCCACGUUUUACACCUAUGAGGAGGGCGUGUCUCACCUGACACCAGAGGGUCAGGCCACACUGGACAGACUGGAGGGGAUGCUGGCCCAGUCAGUCGCACAGCAGUACCACAUGGCCGGAGUCAGAACCGACGAGCCGUCUGCCGCAUUUGAAGAUGGAAUGGAAGUCGACCCGAGCACAAUCGCUGGACAGUUUGAUGACGCCGAUGUGGAUCACUGAUGGACUGUGUCUCUGUACUGCUGAUUAAAGCACUUCAGUGGGGCAUGCUGGGAUACUGGCCGAGCCCACCUCUCAAAGCUCUUAUAGCAUUUCUGUCUCCUCUCGCUUGAAUUUAAUGGGCUGUUUUACACCAUAGCCGUAAAUUUACCUCAGCCACAGCUAUGUGUAGAUCCCACUAAUGUAUUUUGUAGGUUUCCCUGAAGACCAUGUUGAUGUUUGUUAGCGAUUUCAAUAAAUACAGCUGUUUUUGUACCAAA